AUGGGAUGUUUUGGACCAUCAAAAGCUUCAAGAACAAGAAACAAAGAACAAGACACGACCAGACACAUCCCAUCUCCUCAACCUCAACCCACGAGAGUGGAAGAAGUUCUGUUACAAAUUCCGAGAUGCAGAGUCCAUCUCAUCGACGAAUCCGAGGCCGUAGAGCUCGCUUCCGGUGACUUCAAGCUCGUUAAAGUCUUAGACAACGGCGUGACUCUUGCUAUGAUCGUGAGAAUCGGACGUUACCUUCAGUGGCCUGUGAUUAGAGACGAGCCGGUGGUGAAACUCGACGCACGUGACUACCUCUUCACGCUUCCGGUUAAAGACGGUGAUCCACUUAGCUACGGUGUCACUUUCUCCGGCGACGACAGAGACGUAGCCCUCGUGAACAGCCUGAGGUUGCUUGACGAGUUCUUGAAGGAGAACUCUUGUUUCUCGUGUUCGGCUUCGAGUAAAGUUAGCAAUGGAAUCGAUUGGAAAGAGUUUGCGCCGAGGAUUGAAGAUUACAACAACGUUGUUGCUAAGGCUAUUGCUGGUGGAACAGGACAUAUCAUUAGAGGAAUCUUUAGUUGCAGUAAUGCUUACACCAACCAGCUUCACAAGGGAGGUGAAAUAAUGAUUACAAAAGCUGAGGAGAAGAGUGGUUCAUCCCAUAGAAAUGGAGGUUACAACAAUGGAGACUCCAGUAGUAGUGAGAAGAAAAAUGCAAUCAACACAAACCUUCAACGAGUGCGGAAGCUGUCAAAAGCGACUGAGCAUCUGAGCAAGACGAUGUUGAAUGGUGCUGGAGUUGUAAGUGGUUCUGUGAUGGUUCCUGUGAUGAAGUCGAAACCGGGGAUGGCUUUCUUCUCAAUGGUGCCAGGGGAAGUCCUCUUGGCUUCACUUGAUGCCCUUAACAAAAUACUAGAUGCAACUGAAGCGGCUGAGAGACAAACUCUAACUGCCACAUCCAGGGCUGCUACUAGAAUGGUCAGUGAGAGGUUUGGAGAGAACGCAGGAGAGGCGACCGGAGAUGUAUUAGCAACCGCGGGGCACGCGGCUGGAACUGCAUGGAAUGUUCUCAAGAUCCGCAAGACUUUCUAUCCUUCAUCUUCUCUCACAUCCGGGAUCGUCAAAAAUGCUCCAAGAAAGUGA
This is a messenger RNA of Microthlaspi erraticum, 1134 nucleotides long. NCBI's taxonomy places the organism in Eukaryota, Viridiplantae, Streptophyta, Magnoliopsida, Brassicales, Brassicaceae. The record is from the annotation of a GenBank genome assembly.